Molecule: messenger RNA, 684 nt
Organism: Schistocerca piceifrons (Central American locust)
Lineage: Eukaryota; Metazoa; Arthropoda; Insecta; Orthoptera; Acrididae
Exons: 1
Coding region: 1-684 (227 amino acids)
Source: RefSeq, a predicted model, not a curated record
AUGUAUAGCUUACGCAGACUGACUGACUCAGAGUUAAAUAAAGUACCCUACAAGCAGUAUAGACACAAGAACUGCAAAGAAGUCAGGAUAUUAAAAGCAGAAAGAAUCAGCCAACAGAUACUAGAUUCAGAUAGUGUUGCAAAGACUUGUUGGUCAAUCGUAAAUAAAAUCAGAAACAGUGAGACAGAAACUGAAAUUAAUAAUGUACAAUUAACUGUGAAUAAUGAUGAUAUCUCUGAUUCCUUUCUACCCAGCAAUACAUUUAAUAAUUACUUCAUAGAUACUGUCAAAAAUGAUGUCUCUAUGAAACAAUAUAUACAGCACACAUUUGAAUCCAAUAACAAACAGAACUGCAGUAGAUUACCAGUAGUAAGCACAUACGACAUACUGCAGCUUAUUGAUAGCCUCAGAAACAAAAAAUCAGCAGGAUUAGACAAAAUUUCUCCAUAUCUAUUGAAGCAAUGCAAAUACAAAAUAAUGAAACCACUCGCUCAUCUAAUAAAUUGUGUUCUAGAAGAUGGUAUGUUCCCUGAUAAGAUGAAACUGGCUGUAGUUAAACCAAUACACAAAAAGGGGGAAGUAAAGCAUGUACAGAACUACAAACCUAUUGCCCUAAUCUCAACUUUCAGCACACUGAUAGAGAAAAUAACGCUAAAAAAGCCUGGAACAUUACAACAAUGCUGA